Molecule: messenger RNA, 1421 nt
Organism: Tribolium castaneum (red flour beetle)
Lineage: Eukaryota; Metazoa; Arthropoda; Insecta; Coleoptera; Tenebrionidae
Product: tetratricopeptide repeat protein 17
Exons: 4
Coding region: 250-1374 (374 amino acids)
Biological process (GO): actin filament polymerization
Cellular component (GO): actin cytoskeleton; cytoplasm
Molecular function (GO): protein binding
Source: RefSeq, a predicted model, not a curated record
UUUGCCGUUUCCGGUGUUUUUGUAGCAAAUUGUGCCUUUUUACUCAAUAAAUCGAGCGCCUACCCUCAUGUCAGUUUGACGUUUCAUUUGACAGUCGCUUCUUGCCCCAAAAAUCAAAAAAAGCUCAUUUCCAAGCAAUGGCAUUAAAAAGCGACUUUGCCCCGAUUCACACUGAGCGUGGAGCUAUUAAACCGUAAAUGAGCAAACUUGUUUAAGUUUGUCACAAGUCCUGAAACGUUCUAGUCAAUAAUGAGUGGUGGUUCGCAGCAAGUGAUUAAUUUUACGCUUUAUAUGUUAUGUUUUGAGAUACUUUCGACUAAUUCCCGCACUUCGACACUGUGGAAACUCAAUUCGGAUCAAACGAAAAUCAUUGAGGCUAAUUCCUUCCACCAGGUUGUCUCGUAUCCCGAGGGCUCGACUGGGGUGCAGUUCAUCACAGAGGAUGACCCCAUUUUCAACAUAAUCACGUCCACGGUGCAUUUGGGGCACUCGUGGAUUAAGGAACGAGUCGAGCAUUACUGUACCAACUGUCACGUUAAAAAUUUAAAACUUGUAAAUAGCACAAACAUGGUUGUGAAAAACUCUGUGACUAAAUCCGAACCGGACGAAGUCCUCGAUUGCGGAAAACCCGUCAAUUUCACCUACUACGACAACUUAGUUGGCGUUCUAAACCGAAACAAGCACCCCAUUGUCCCGGAGCCCCAAGCGGCUCUGAUUUUCACCAAAAAAACGAAAAAAAAGCUACAAGACUUCGACGUGGACGCUUUGGAGCGCAAACUCAAGAAAGCGAAGCGCGAGAAGCCCAAAUCGGUGCAGUUGUACAACCAAAUUGGCAAUUUUUGGCGCAUUAAAGGCGACGCCGAAAAAGCCAUCGAGUGUUUUCGGCGCGCUCUUGCCGUUUCGCCGCACAAUGCCGAGGUUUUGCUCAAUUUGGCGCGCGUUUUGUUCACUUUGCAAUACUUGGACGAUGCGAUUUACUUGACGAGGAGGUCGCUCGAGGUGCAGCCCCCGGAUAAGGGCGCCUGGCAGCAGUAUUUUACGCUGGGGGAGAUUCUUAAGGCUUAUGGACACUAUCAGGAGGCUUCGAUUCAUUUGAAACACACGCUGGAGCUAAAGCCGGGCUUUGAACCGGCGCAAAAUGCACUUAAGGAGAUGGAGACGAUGCCGACUGCCAGCAUACAUGUCUACACACUUGUUAUAAUUAUUUGCCUGGUUUUAGGUGUUUUGUUGGUGAUUUUAUCGUCUGUGGAUAAUAUGGGCGAGGGUGAGUAUGCAGAAGUGAAGACGCAACGGCAUUUUAACAAGGCAAUGGCGAUGAGGAGUUUGAAGGGGUUUGGGGGAUCACAGAAGCGCGCAAAGAGGAUUCUUGCCUAGUGUUGUACCUGGAUUGUGAUUAAUAAAUUGUCUGAAAGUUUAUAAAA